This is a messenger RNA of Salvia splendens (bonfire salvia), 1066 nucleotides long. Its product is annotated as E3 ubiquitin-protein ligase RNF170. The coding region runs from base 148 to 804 and encodes 218 amino acids. Lineage: Eukaryota; Viridiplantae; Streptophyta; Magnoliopsida; Lamiales; Lamiaceae. Gene Ontology annotation, molecular function: ubiquitin protein ligase activity. The transcript is spliced from 5 exons. The record is from RefSeq and is a predicted model, not a curated record.
CACAACAUUUUCCACGCCAACAAUCCAUUCCGUGCCAUUGUUGAAAAUUCGUACGAGGGAUUUCACCCCUCCGCAUCUCUUCUUCAACAAAAUAAUCAACAAACAACGCAGCCGAGAAUCUCCCCCGCCUACAAUCAAAUUUUCGAAAUGGAAAACGAAGCAGCAGCAGAGUAUCACGACGCUUACGAACAUUUCACAGAUAAACCCAACGAAAACGCAAUCAUCGCUAAAGAUGAGGAUUUUGGCGAGGGUGAUGAUGUGUGCCCCAUCUGUUUGGACACCUUCACCAUCCCAUGCAAAUCCAAUUGUGGUCACUUGUUUUGCGGGGGUUGCGUUCUGCAAUUGUGGAUGUAUAGAUACUCGAUUCAGCCCUGCAAAUGCCCGUUGUGUUGCUGCAGAAUCGUGAAUUUGGAGGUGCAACCUUCUGAAGAAGCCGAUAAUGGCGGUCGGGUGAGAAAGGAAGUGCAGCACUACAAUGGCCUCUACAUCCCUGGCCUCUUUGGCUCUCUCCAUACAUUACCAUUACUAAUGGGGAGGAUAUUCAGAGUUCUAGUGGAUCUUGAUUAUUUGAGAGCCAUCUACUACGUACUGCGCAUCAUCGGGUUAUUUCUUGGAUUCGUCUAUGAACUGCUCGAGUUUGAGUUUUUACCAACCGGAGGGCUGGGAAUCCAUAGAAUGUUCGAUCUCAUCGCUAGCUUGCUCGUUGCUGCUCUUUUUGUGGUAGGUGUGGUGUAUAAAUGGACGCUUAAACGUCGUGCCAGGCUCUUGGUAGUCGUAGAUACUUCGCUCAGGAAUGUCACUUGAUUUUGGUGUGUAUGUCCAACGUAACACCAUCGUUACGUGUUGUACUUAAAUAGCAUUUGUAUUAACAUAUAGGUAGUAGAUGUAAAAUGUAAAUUAUAACUGAAUGUAGAAAAAAGUCUGAAUUGCGUGUAUAUAGUAAGUAGAAUGAUGGUUGCUACGCCAUGUUGUUACAUCCCACAUUAAAGUGGAGGACUAUCGCAUAUAUCAAAAUGAUAUAUGUAUAUGUCAUUUUGACAUACAGUAUAUAGAGAAAGAUUUGUUA